This is a messenger RNA of Aspergillus uvarum CBS 121591, 984 nucleotides long. Its product is annotated as polyadenylate-binding protein. The transcript has 4 exons. Gene Ontology annotation, molecular function: RNA binding. Lineage: Eukaryota; Fungi; Ascomycota; Eurotiomycetes; Eurotiales; Aspergillaceae. Bases 1 to 576 code for a protein of 191 amino acids. The record is from RefSeq and is a predicted model, not a curated record.
AUGGCGACAGAAGAACACAAGAUUGAAGAUGAGCACCUGGAGCAGCCGGAGGAAGCAGGUGACGAUGAGGUAAAAACCGAGGAAAUUGCGGCGAUGAAGAAGCGGGUAGCCGAGAUGGAGUCUGAAGCGGCCAAGCUGCGCGAGAUGCAAGCCACGCUCGAUCAGCAGUCGGAGAGCCUACGCGAGGACAAAGAAGAGAUUGACGCCCGGAGUAUCUUCGUUGGCAAUGUGGAUUAUGGUGCUUCCCCCGAGGAAAUCCAGGCACACUUCCAGAGCUGUGGCUCGAUAAACCGGGUGACCAUCCUGUUGGAUAAGUUCACCGGACAGCCAAAGGGAUAUGCCUAUGUUGAAUUUGCAGAGCCCAGUCUGGUAGCCCAAGCCCUUGUACUUAACGAAAGUGUCUUCCGCGGCCGGAACCUAAAGGUCGUUCCCAAGCGUACCAACCUGCCGGGUAUGACCCGAGGACGCGGACGGGGUGGCUUCCGUGGCGGUCGGGGCCACCGCGGAGGUUUCGCGCCUCGCGGCGGUUAUCGCGGAGGUUAUCGCGGCCGGGGUCGGGGUUAUGCGCCUUACUAGAGAAACGUCCAGCACCAGUUCAGUGUAUAUGGGGUGAUAUUCGUUUGCGCAAGGAACAGAGGUCAUUGCACGAAGCCCCAGCGCUACCAAGGCGUCCGGGUUGACUAUGAUGGCCGUGGUAGCUCUGAUGCACACGUGUGCGCGUUUCUCGGAAUAAAGGGAGGAACUUCAUUAUUUUCUAAUUGUCUUUGGAGUCAACCUACUGGAAUGGACUUUUGUAUGAUAACCUUUCUGGCAAUCUCGGACUGGGUACGGGGCAGACGGGCGGAAUACCUGUGAUAUCAUCUAGCUACAGAGAAUUGCUUUACGAGCAGGAAUUGCCUGCUAACCCACCCCUCAAAAGGACCAGGACGGUCAUGAAACUACGCUCGUCAAAGCAGAUAAAGCAGCGCAAUAGGAAUCUGCACC